AUGCUCAGCCGCAACGUACAAGCUGUCCGUGAGGCUCACAAGGCUGCUGCCUCAAUUGUCACUAAGCCAGUUGAGAAAGUGACCAAACUUGGAAAUGGACUGACUGUGGCAACCGUGGAAGCAAAUGGACCACUCACCCAAUUGGUAAAGUUCAUAGUUUUUGUGAUUCUUCUAAUUUUGUGCAGUUUCCAGGUCCUUGCCUUCAGAGCGGGAAGUCGUUUCGAGGAACCAAACCAGGCUGGACUCUCCCAUACCGUCCGUAAUUUUGUUGGAAGAGAUACCCAGCAAUACUUUGGAACUAGCGUCGUCUGGUCGUCUUCCGCUUCAGGAGCUGUCCUGGUGAUCCAAAACUUCUCCAAAGACUCUUAAUGAUGUAUUGAUUCUUCAGAAGUCCUUCACUACCCGUGAUCUGUUCGGUGUGGCGUUGACAAUUCCACGAGAUGAAACUUCAACUGGAGUUUCCAUUUUGGGACAGUCCGCCGCUCUCCCGGGAUUCAAGCCAUGGGAGGUUGAAGAUGUAUGUAACCAAGUAUUUUUACAAAUUCUGAUGGUCAAAUGACGCUCAGGUGCUCCCAACUCUGCGCGCGGACAAUGCAUUCAGAACUCAGUAUGACUAUGUGGUUGAUGGAAUUCACAAGGCCGCUUACAGGUGCAUUUAGACGCGUCAUUUUGCGUUGUAUCAUUGUUUUUUUCAGAAACGGAGGACUUGCGAACCCAAUUUUCUCCCCAUGCUCAAAGAUUGGAUCGCUCAGCACUGAAACCUUGUCUCGUUUUGCUGUAAGCAAUUCUGAUUAAUCUUAAUUUGCAAAUUUUUCCUCCAGAACAAGCACUUUGUCACUGGAAACGGAGUUCUUUUUGCCACCAACGCUGUUCACGAGGAUCUUGUGCUCUAUGGCGAGAACUUCUCCCCAAUUCGUCAAGGAAACAGUGUCUCGACCCCAUCAAGUGCUUAUAAGGUGAGUAUUUGA
Molecule: messenger RNA, 968 nt
Organism: Caenorhabditis sp. 36 PRJEB53466
Lineage: Eukaryota; Metazoa; Nematoda; Chromadorea; Rhabditida; Rhabditidae
Source: the annotation of a GenBank genome assembly